Molecule: messenger RNA, 582 nt
Organism: Laccaria bicolor S238N-H82
Lineage: Eukaryota; Fungi; Basidiomycota; Agaricomycetes; Agaricales; Hydnangiaceae
Exons: 7
Coding region: 1-582 (193 amino acids)
Source: RefSeq, a predicted model, not a curated record
AUGGCCAAUGUGAACUCCUCGGCAUUUGGUCACGCAGUCCAGAACAACUCUUCACACACGCUCAAGGAGUUAUUUGGUGUCAAAAGACACGAAGACCCAUUAGGAUCGAAUGUUCCAAGAGGAACUGCCAAUUUCGAACCAAGACUCGUACGCAAAUCUCAGGGGGAAGAUAACAGUCAAGAGACAGUUUUCAGCAACAACCGUGCCAAGGAGGCGGGGACCCAGGAGAUUCAGACGGCAAUGACAGCGAUGAUGGGGAAGGGAAUAACAGUCCAUGCAGAGGACCCAGGAAACCUUUCUCACCAAGUAACCCAUGAAAAAACCCGUUUAGUGCCAUUCCAGGAGAAGGAAACUCAGUCUAUUCAAACAAUUAGUCAGAGCAUAGAAACACAUGAUAGGAUCGAACAGGAUUGGAAUACACCACAAGUGGCUACCACCUUUAUCAUAAAACCAAGGCACUUGCCUGUAGAGCUGCCUUUCAUAGGUAUUUCAUUCACUGGGUUAGGUGUAUUCAUUGCCUUUUUCAUAAUUAAUGGAAUUUUCGGUGCUUUCAUUGCUUUUUUCAUAAUCAAUCCAGUGUAA